AUGGAAACGUUGAAGGCCCGUUUGCAGGAAAGCUGUGAUAAAGCACCAAGUGCGGACGGCGAGUUAGAGGAUGGUUGGAAUGAAAUCCCGCGAGUGAGGAGCGCAGCUGGCGGAAGAGGCAUUGUGCCAAUCCCGAGAGUCACAAGCAAGCAGAAGAGCACGGCUAGAUCUGCAGUUUCGUUGGACGAUGAAAGGGAGAAAGCUCCCGCCGUGAAGGAUGCUCAAACGGAGGAAGAUGCGAGACCGGAGUUGCCACGGACGAGUGGUGAUCCUAUCUCACUUAAGAGACGUGAACCAAAUCGCGCUUUGCCUGCGUUGAACAACCCCACAGAGGACGGCUUCCAGCGAAGAAUGGGUGAAAACGAAGAUGGUUGGCAUCAAGCGGUAACUGGAGCAUCAGGAGGACUCACUUCAGAUCCAGGCGUGAGAAACCAGGGUUCACAGGCAGCCCCGAGCAUGAAUCCGACGGUUCCGGGCAUGUUUUUGUUUCCGACACCCGAAGGAAUGGCCCAAGCCCACCCAGUCCCACCACUUGGAAUGGUUCCCCCUCCUCCGCCCCCAAACAUGUUUAUGCCUGUGAUGCAUCAAAACGCGUUCUUCCCUGGCGCUCCUAUUCCACCAAACCUUUUCGGAAUCCCUCCGCCUGAGCAUCCCCAAGCACAAUGGCAGCGAGAAGCUGUAAAGGCUGCAUGGCUAGACCAUCAGAUCCAACACAAGCAACAAUUUCAACAUCAAAAGAAGACCACAGUUGUGCACGCGGAAGAGAUGAAGGGCCGUUCUGCAAAACCCGCUCGUCAACAAGUCGAACACAUAGAAAUCCUUCAAAGAGAAGAAGCACCCGUCGUGACGGUACAGGUCGAAGAGAUAGACAGCCCUCCUCCAGCGAUUACCGAUAAAGUCCCACCAGAGGCCCCGAAGGCAGAUACCACUACCAGAGAAGUAAGCUCUGAUGAGGGGGAGGACGGGGAGGAUCAUGUAUCUACUCUCCAUGUAUUAUCACAAAGGUUAAGGAAAUGGACAAACCCUGUCUUUGCUUGGGACCGGAAAGACGCAAGGGGACAUUGGGUUUGUACAGGCACGGUCAAAGUGCUGUUCAAAGAAGGUGAGGAGUUUUUGAAAAAGACCGUCAAUGCUAAAAGCAGGAAAAGGGCGAAGCAAAAAGUGAGUAAGCAACUUAUAGCAGCUUUGAAGGAGAUGAUUGCUGCGUCGAGGAAAGCAGAGAGCUCUGGAGAUGCAGGCUCGCCUUCUGAGGAAAUAGAUAAAAUGACUGGUAUUUCAACUGCUGUGGGGGCUCUUACUCAGCUUUUUCACAGGCACAAGCUGGACACGCAACCCGAUACACGCUUUGAGGAGAUUGGGGGCGGGCUAUGGCGGUGUACCGUCAUCAUGGCAAUUUCUGGGGUUGGAAAAGUGAAGGUUUCAGAAGAGGGACCUCAGAAAAAGUUGGCCAAGAGCGUUGCCAGUCUUAAAGCACUUGAGCGCUUAAGAGAACUCAAAGUCAUUCGCCCUGAAGAGUUCUCUCAUUUGAAGCUUUGCCAAACGGGGAAAGAGGGUAGGGAAGCUGUCUCUGCGAAGGAAGCCAACAAAAUGAGAUCGGCGAGGGAAGACAUAGUGCAAAUCAGCGAUGACGAUGACGAUGACGAUGAUGAUGGGGAGAAAAAGGUCACUACGGAAGAAGAUGGUGAGGGGCGUUUCCUGCUGCCCAAACAUUACUUGAUAGUAGAGGCGACAAAGCCAGAACACUGUGAAGAAUGGCGAACGACCCAUGCUAAACCUGGCUCUGAGAUUGGUGUAUUUGUGGAUUCUUGCAGCGCGAGGAGAGAAUUCGACGGUCUCAAAACCAACCGUGUGUCUGCGGAUGGCGUCACAAAAGAUAUAGGUAGUAUUAGAGUUUUGUGUUUCUCAACCAAAACGAGCUGUCUCGUCGUGCGAAAGGAUAAGUGCACAGAUGAAAAAUCGAAAGACAAGGAUUGUGAAGAGGGCCUUUGGCUUCCAGAAGCUGUUUGCACAUUGCUGUGCGACCGGAAAAUUCAAAAACAUGGACAUAACGUAGAUGACGGAUUGGUGUGGCUUCGAGAGUACCAUGGCAUUCAAGCAUGGGGGAUGAACGAUGUAUCGAUUUUAUCGUCUGCGUCAAGGUCUUGGAGCCAUUGCAGCAAUACACGUGUUCUGCACGGAAUACAUGAGCUGAUGAAGUAUUGGCUCAAGAAGGAAUUAGUGAGCGUAUGCCUGAAAGACGUAUGGAGAAAAGGGAGCGCAAGUGACGAAGCGGUUGUCCCAGAGGGCGAUGACACAACUGGGAUGGCUGUUGUAUCGGCGUUCGCUUGCAUGUGCAUUCAAGAACAGAUCCGCGAUGAAGCCGUCCAUAAGAGAACGCGCCUGUACGGCGCGGCGGCCGAAUUCCGCGAACUGAGCAAGCGAUUGAUGCACGACCCGUUUGCAAAAUAA
Messenger RNA from Chondrus crispus (carragheen), 2448 nucleotides. RefSeq lists its product as hypothetical. NCBI's taxonomy places the organism in Eukaryota, Rhodophyta, Florideophyceae, Gigartinales, Gigartinaceae. The record is from RefSeq and is a predicted model, not a curated record. The coding region runs from base 1 to 2448 and encodes 815 amino acids. Gene Ontology annotation, molecular function: nucleic acid binding. The transcript has a single exon.